Phymastichus coffea is the source of this 4221-nucleotide messenger RNA. Its product is annotated as protein nervous wreck. Gene Ontology annotation, molecular function: protein binding. Bases 107 to 3352 code for a protein of 1081 amino acids. The transcript is spliced from 23 exons. Lineage: Eukaryota; Metazoa; Arthropoda; Insecta; Hymenoptera; Eulophidae. Gene Ontology annotation, biological process: regulation of actin filament polymerization; neuromuscular synaptic transmission. The record is from RefSeq and is a predicted model, not a curated record. Gene Ontology annotation, cellular component: neuromuscular junction; recycling endosome.
CGGCGGUGCGCGCUGCCGGCAGCAGUAGCUCGAUGUUGGCGAUCCGCCCCCUCCGACGUACUAGUGCACAGCCGCCCCUCGUGAGUGUGAGUGCUUCUCCGUAACCAUGCAGCCGCCACCGAGAAAAGGGAAUUACGCGAAAUUCCUGAAGAACGUCCACGCGGAGCAGGCCGCCAAACUGCUGGCGAAGAAUCAGCACGAAUGCGACCUUCUCGAAGACAUCCGUAACUUCGUUCUGAAGAAGUCGGCGAUCGAGAAGUCCUACGCGGACGCCCUACUAAAAAUAUCCUCGGCGUACUUGAACAAGAAGUUCCCCAACAUACCCGACAUAAAAACCGACAAUGCGGACGACCGAUGGAAUAUGUGGAACGUAUGGAGGACGGUGCUGGAGGAGAACGAGAAGCUCGCGCGGGCGCGGCUGGCUGCCGUCGAGGUGUUCCAGACACAAAUUGCGGACGAGGCGAAGAGCUUGAGGAUGCACAAGGUCCAAAUCGCCAAAAAGGCGGUCGACCAAUUGAUAAUAGUACAAAAGGAGCUGCAGACCUGCGUGCAAGAGGUCGACAAGACGAAGAAGCUGUACUUCGACGAGGAGCACAGCGCUCACGACGUGCGCGACAAGGCAAAGGACAUCGAAGAGAAGCUGAAGAAGAAGAAGGGCUCCUUUUUCCAGUCGAUCACGUCCCUGCAGAAGAACAGUGCGAAGGUGAGCACAAAAAGGGACGAGCUGGAGGUGAAGUCCACGGGGGCGCGCAACGACUACUUGCUCGCCCUGGCGGCGGCCAAUGCCCACCAGAACAGGUACUUCGUGGUCGACUUUCAGAGCACAAUGCUGCACAUGGAGCAAGCCGUCUACGACAAGGUGGCCGAGUAUCUGUCGCUGAUGGGACGCACAGAGCUGCUCACGUGCCUGGCGAUGCAGAACAGCUUCGGCAUAAUCCGCGAUCAAGCGCAGCAGCUGACGCGCGAGUAUAACAUACAAUGCUGCUGCCUUUACUACCCGGUGCUGAAGCAGCACAUACAGUACGACUUCGAGCCGUGCGACAACGACCAAGUCGACAAGGUGACGGCGGACAACGCGGCGGCGCAGACGCUCAGCAAGGAGGCUCGCCGAUGGGCCACGAGGAUCGCCAGGGAGAUCAACACUUACAGAGAGAGCAACAGGAAGCUGCAGGCGCUGCAGCAGCUACGCGACUCCGGGCAAAAGACUGACCCCAACGAUCCGAACGGACCGGACUUGGAGACGAAAAUCGACGAACUCAAGCAGACCAUGCGUAAAGCCGAGACCGCAAAAAUGAAAGCCGAGGCGCGGAUAGAGUGUCUUCGAAAGGGCGGAGUGAACGUGGACGAGUGGCUGCAAGAAGUGGAGACUCUCAGUGUGCAGGAUAUACCACGCUCGGCAAGCUCGCUGUCUAUAAGGACUGAUGGAUCUGGCAAUGUGCAGGAGCAGCCAUCGUCAGACUCGUUCUACGAUAGCGACAACGACGCCGGCAGCGAUCUGACGACAGUGGAGCGGCCAAGUCGUGGUUCCACGGCGGGACAACACGCUCAACGUCAGCAGCAAUACAAGGACUCGGACUCGGACGCCGACGAACGCCAACGCCACGACAGCGCCGAAGUCGACGAUGGGAGCUAUAGCGGACAAGCGCUACUGGAGCAAGAGAAGCAGAGAAUAGACGAGAUCACUGCUGGUUGGGAUGAUCCAACGUCUGCCGACUGGGGUAACGAUGACGCCAAUGACUCCGGCAAUGUGGCGGACGUGCACGCAACUGGUGACGCUGGCUCUGCGCAGAUCAUCUACAAGUGCACUGCAUUGUAUUCGUACACGGCCCAAAAUCCGGACGAGCUGUCGAUAGUGGAAAGCGAGCAGCUGGAAGUGGUGGGUGAGGGUGACGGUGACGGCUGGUUGAAGGCGCGGAACUAUCGCGGUGAGGAGGGUUACGUGCCGCAAAAUUAUCUGGACGUCGAGAGGGAUCCCGAGGACUCGACUCAGGGCGGUCUGUCCACCCACGCGCCGAACAUCGCCCAACAAAUUUCGUUCUCGUCGGUCGAUUACACCAUCGACGACCACGACGCUGUCGAUCCAGACGCUCACCUGUACCAGCAGCAGCAACAGCAGCAGCAGCAGCAACAGCAGCAGCAGCAGCAACAGCAGCAGCAGCAGCAGCAGCAGCAGGCACAGCAAGCUACGGAGGUGCCAGUGGAGAAGUCAGCAGUCGCGCCAGUAACGACAGCGGCGCCGGUGGCCCCGACGGCGUCCGAGCAGAACCACGUGGGCGACGACAAGGAGUACUGCGUGGCGAUGUACGACUACGACGCGACCUGCGACGAGGAGCUGGCCUUCAUGGAGGGCGACGUGAUCGUGGUGGUGAACAAGGAGCCGCACGACGUGGACGACGGCUGGUGGGAGGGCGAGCUCAACGGACAAACGGGCCUCUUCCCCUCGCUCGUUGUCGAGCCGUGCGCGCCCGACGGCACGCCGCUCUCCGAGGGCGCCGACGAGGAGGAGGACGUAACGCCGCCUGGCUCGGCGGCGCCGCCCGUCUACACGCCACCCGAAGCUCCGGAGUUCGUUCUCAACGAGGAGCUCGGACAGGCGCUUCUCAACGAAAUGAGAGAGCGCGGAUACGUCAACGGAGAUCGACCGGACAGCUUCAACAUGAAUUUAACGAAAAAUCAGAAAGAUCAAUAUGGCCUACAGUUCGAUGGCGAGAAAACACAAACUCAAGCACCAGGAAUUGUUGUGGACGAAGCCCCGGACGAGCGAAACAGCAGUGACGAGGAACCGGAGCUCGCGGCAGUGAAGGCAGCUUGUGACGCGAAGAAGAAAUCAUCGGCGGCUGGCGAAGACGAUGAUCCAGGCCUCGGCGUAGCCCAAAUAGUGAUUACCGCCGCGACCCCCCUGGAAGAAAUAGAUCGACCAUUUCCUGGCAUCGAAGAAAAGGAGGCGGACGACGAGGACACGAAGCAGAGAGACGACCAACAGACGGCAGAGGCCGCCGAAGAGACUGAGCUGAAACUAACGGAGGAAGAGGCAAAGGAAGAACCGCCGCCGCCGUCGACCACUAAGCUGAAGCAGUCUUCAAGCGACGAGAAAUCCACCGAGGCAUCUUCGGGCAGCGAAGCCGACACGGAAGUCGAGAACUCGCAGUGCCUGCCUUCGGCGCGCAGCGGUAGCGACGGCGGUGGUGCGUCCGUCGACGAGAACGUGCGCAAACAGGACGCCGAUGAGGACGAGGAGCCGGCCGUGCCGCCGAGCAGCAAAAUGCUGGUCGGCGGACGAGCGAGCAUACCGGACGAGCUGCAGCCGGACCAGCUGCAGAAGCUGCAGAACCUCAAGGAAUCCAAUGCCUAGGAUUGACGCGCAUCGGUCGAGAGACGACGAGGCAGCUUCCGCCAGUUGCUCGACUUCUGGCGCUCGAUCGCCACCAGGACGAACAGGGUGGCCGACUUGCGCUGAAGCCGAGGCCCGAAAGACACUCGAGCUCCAGUCGCGUCUGCGCGUGUUGUAUAAAAGCGUGGAGCUAAAUAUGUACAGCGAGAGAAAGCAGCAAUUAGAACUCUGAUCCUACCACACCUCUCCCUCACCCGAAAAUCCCCUCCCGAACCCCUUGCGUAAGAACGUCCGAGAGAGCUAGUCGUCUCGUGUAAAUUAUAUAUAGAAAACAAGCGAUUACCAUGGUGUUUAUGCGUGUACAAAAUAUAUCUGUAUCUAUUCAUUCGGUCGACGCACUGGGCGCACACGACAAUAUUAUCAUUCAUAAAUAUGCUUAACCUCCCAUCACCCCUCCCAUCAUUAGAGGACAAAUUACGUAGCAAUGAUGACGAGCGUGUAUUAAAAAAAAAUCGUUCGGAUGUAAUAAAAACCAAUUGGUUUCAUAGAGCCUUUCUCCUCUUACAGAUGACUUUCCCAUACAUACGUUUACCUGUCGCGUCAUUAUCGUCCAUCCUCCUAUCUCUUCAACUAUUACUAUUCUAUCAUUCUGGUUCUCAUCCCGUCAUUGUAAAGACCAUGUAUGAAAUCCCUAAACAAUUAAUAGAAAAUCAUUGAAGAGUUUUAGAGAGUAAUUAAGAAAACGAUGUUUGUGAAAAUCUAAUGGUCAGUUGGCUAUAAUGAAGCUUUCAUCCGCGCUGACGUUAGGUUUUUUUACUAUCAACCUAAUCAUGUGAAGAUAGCUUGAAUGUAGAGCUGUUGUUACUAUUAAAAACAAUGCUUUGAACAUU